GAGCCAGGAGAGAGUCAACUUGAUGUCUUCAAAAGCCAUCCCUUUCAGUGGAACUUAUACCUUUGUGUCCUAGAAAUAUCAUAAUUCUUUGACAUUCUCAUCUGGCUUAAAGAUUGUCCUGGAUUUGAUCCUCAUUGCUCAUGUUUUCCUCCGGCAUGUCUUGUGUGGCAGACUUCUUCACCUAUGAAACCACUAAAUCUGUAGUGGUGAAGAGUUGGACCAUUGGCGUGAUCAACCGAGCUGUCCAGUUGCUCAUCAUUUCCUACUUCAUUGGUUGGGUGUUCCUGCAUGAGAAGGCCUAUCAAAUAAGGGACACCUCCAUUGAGUCCUCUGUAGUGACAAAAGUGAAGGGUUUUGGCAAAUACAGCAACCGUGUGAUGGACACCGCAGAUUAUGUUACACCUCCGCAGGGAACAUCAGUCUUUGUUAUCAUCACCAAACUCAUUGUGACAGAAAACCAGGUACAAGGCUUCUGCCCAGAGAAUCAAUAUGAAUACAAAUGUAAAUCAAACAACGAUUGCAAGAGGCCUGUCCCCACCACAGGAGGAGGGAUCCUGACAGGUCGGUGUGUUAAUUACAAUGCCACUUUCCGGACCUGUGAAAUCCAGGGCUGGUGCCCAGCAGAGGUGGACAAUGUUGCUGUGCCAGUCAUGCUAGAGGCAGAAAACUUCACCCUCUUUAUUAAGAACAGUAUACGCUUUCCACUGUUCAACUUUGAAAAAGGCAAUCUCCUUCCUAACCUCACAACUGAACACAUUCAGAAAUGCCGAUUUCACCCAGAAAAGCAGCCGUUCUGCCCAAUCUUGCGUCUUGGGGACAUCGUGAAAUUUGCGGGCCAAAACUUUUCAUCAUUGGCUAUGACGGGUGGAAUAAUUGGGAUCAAGAUUGGAUGGGUUUGUGACCUGGACCAUUCUGAGGAGCACUGCAUCCCCCGCUAUUCCUUUAAUCGACUCGACAGUGUCUCUGAAAAGAGCAAAGUGUCUAGAGGUUACAAUUUCAGGUAUGCCAAGUACUACAAGCGAGAGAAUGGCACAGAGUUCCGCACACUGAUGAAGGCAUAUGGCAUUCGCUUUGAUGUUCUGGUAUAUGGCAAUGCUGGGAAGUUCAACAUCAUCCCAACCCUCAUCAAUACUGUGGCAGCCUUCACAUCUGUUGGGGUGGGGACAGUUCUCUGUGACAUCAUUCUCCUCAACUUCUUGAAAGGAGCAGAUCAAUAUAAGGCAAAGAAGUUUGAAGAGGUAUCAGAGAAAGUGUUGCGAUCAGAUACUUCCAUCAAUCCUGUUUAUCAGAGUAACCAGACGAUGGAGGGCCGUUAUGAGGAAAAGCAUUCAACGGAUUCUGGAGCUUUCUCACUUGGGCUCUGAUGCAUAAGGAACCAGAGAAAGGACUGUAAUAAUGUAUAUAUAUUGUUCUUCAUUAUCAUGGGUACCACUUUGCACAAUAGCCUUCAGUCAGAAACUGGAGUGUAGCUGCAGGUGGAAGAGGAGAAAAAAAUGAUGGUAUUGCUCUCCAAAUAAGAAUGCAAUUGUUAUUUCACUUUUCAAAUUUCUAAACUUACAGAAACUUAAAAUUUCAGCUAAAUAUUUAAGCAUACUUUUAGGUUGCCAGAGAAAAGGAGCAGGCAAAAUCAUGAAGGAACAGUAAAUGCAGGAAAUAUUACAGCUCUAACUGCAAACAGUUUUCAGCUUUCACACUCUGCAAAGCUAUAACUAAGGGAA
Molecule: messenger RNA, 1718 nt
Organism: Anolis sagrei ordinatus
Lineage: Eukaryota; Metazoa; Chordata; Lepidosauria; Squamata; Anolidae
Gene: P2RX3
Product: purinergic receptor P2X 3
Biological process (GO): response to ATP; calcium ion transmembrane transport
Cellular component (GO): nuclear inner membrane; plasma membrane
Molecular function (GO): ATP binding; extracellularly ATP-gated monoatomic cation channel activity; purinergic nucleotide receptor activity
Source: RefSeq, a predicted model, not a curated record